AUGGUAGCUCAUAGUGAGAAGGUUGAAAAAGAGAGUGCAUGCCCAAAGUGCGGGAAGCAGUUUUUGCAAAUAGGUUGUUUGAAAAAACACGUAAAUAGUAAUCUUUGUAUUAAGUCAAGAAUCACUAGCCGGACAGAGAAACAGCUGAGAGAAUCGCUGCCGGUCAACGCCGCAUUAGGCUUCGCGAAAGAAGUAAGGAAUCUUGAGGCACCGAAAAACAUGCACAAUGACACCAACACAAUUGGGCAAAGUCUUUUUAACAGUAUGUUACAGGAAAGUGCAAGGAAAGAAUGUUCAAAACAAUCUAAAAGGUUUACCCUUGAACAGAAAGAAAUUAUGGUGACAUGCUUUGAAGAAGGUGAAUUGGACAAGAAGAAAAGAUAUACUGUUUCAAAAUGUAGGGAACUGCUUAAGAAGAAACUUGGGGAGGAACUAACUUUAACUGAACAAUAA
Molecule: messenger RNA, 453 nt
Organism: Paramuricea clavata
Lineage: Eukaryota; Metazoa; Cnidaria; Anthozoa; Malacalcyonacea; Plexauridae
Source: the annotation of a GenBank genome assembly